GUCGCUCUGACAGUUCAUAGUAAACAUGGCAAGCUUGGCAGAUGUCGGCUGGAAGCUCCUGGAAUUUAAAGCCAGAUCAAAACGUUCAGAUCUGAUCUAAUUUAGCUGAGACGCUUGCCCUUUACAUCACCUGUUGAGAAUGACCAGCUCACAGUGUGAGGUAUCUGGAUCUCCAAGGAAACUCAUCAGAUAUGGCUCCAUCUAUGAGCCCCUCAAGCUGUCUGUCCUCCACCGAGAGGACGAACCUCUGUGGGAGAGAUUGGACCGCUACUACAAUGCUGUCAAGUGCACCAUCCUGAACUUCCAGAGCCCCACCACUGGUCUGUUCCCCAUCAAGACCUGCUCCAGCUGCAAGGAGGCCAAGGUCCGGGACUCUCUCUACUGUGCUGCCAGUGCCUGGGCUCUGGCUCUGGCUUACAGGCGUAUCGAUGACGACAUGGGCCGAACCCACGAGCUGGAGCACUCGGCCAUCAAGUGCAUGAGAGGGAUCCUCUACUGCUACAUGAGGCAAGCCGACAAGGUGGAGCAGUUCAAGCAGGAUCCCAGCCCCUCCAAGUGCCUCCACUCAGUGUUCAACGUCCACACAGGAGACGAGGUCCACAGCUACUCUGACUACAGUCAUCUCCAGAUUGAUGCUGUGUCUCUGUUCCUGCUCUAUAUGGUUGAGAUGAUCUGCUCUGGACUUCAGAUCAUCUACAACACUGACGAGGUGUCUUUCAUCCAGAACCUGGUGUUUUGUGUGGAGCGGGCUUACAGGAUGCCUGACUUUGGGAUGUGGGAGAGGGGCAGCAAGUACAACAAUGGGAGCACAGAGCUGCAUUCCAGUUCUGUGGGAAUGGCCAAAGCUGCACUGGAAGCCAUCAAUGGAUUUAACCUCUUUGGAAACCAGGGCUGUUCCUGGUCUGUGAUCUUUGUGGACCUGGAUGCCCACAACAGGAACAGACAGACCCUGUGUUCCCUCCUCCCACGAGAGUCCAGGUCCCACAACACAGACGCAGCCCUCCUGCCCUGCAUCAGCUACCCGGCCUUCGCCGUGGACGACGAUGCCCUCUACAGCCAGACGCUGGACAAAGUGGUCCGCAAGCUGCGGGGCAAGUACGGCUUCAAGCGCUUCCUGCGCGACGGCUACCGCACCUCCAACGAGGACAAGAACCGGAGGUACUACAAACCGGCUGAGAUGAAGCUUUUUGACGGGAUUGAAUGCGAGUUUCCCAUAUUCUUCAUCUACAUGAUGAUCGAUGGUGUGUUCAGAGGAAAUAAAGCCCAGGUGAAGGAGUAUCAAGAUCUGCUGGAGCCAAUCGUCUUCCAGAGUCAUGAGGGCCAUGCGGUGAUCCCUAAGUACUACCACGUUCCCGCUGACUUUGUGGAGGCGGAGCAGAAGAAGCACGGGAGCCAGAAGCGUUUCCCUAGCAACUCGGGCCGUGACGGGAUGCUGUUCCUGUGGGGGCAGGCGCUCUACAACAUCGCCAGACUGCUGGUGGAUGAGCUGAUCAGCCCUAAAGACAUCGACCCCAUCCACCGCUACGUCCCUCGCCAGGACCAGCGCAAUGUCAGCAUGAGAUACUCCAAUCAGGGUCCCAUAGAGAACGAUGUGGUCAUCCACGUGGCUCUGGUUGCAGAGAGUCAGAGACUGCAGGUGUUCCUCAACACCUAUGGGAUCCAGACCCAGACCCCUCAGCAGGUGGAGCCAAUUCAGAUCUGGCCCCAGAAAGAGCUGGUCAAGGCCUACCGUUUCCUGGCCAUCAACAACAAGCUGGGUCUGAGUGGGCGUCCGGAGAGACCGGUGGGCUGCAUCGGGACCUGCAAGAUCUAUCGUAUCCUAGGGAAGACAGUUGUGUGCUACCCGAUCGUCUUCGAUCUCAGUGACUUCUACCUGUCUCAGGACGUCAUGCUGCUUAUCGAUGACAUCAAGAACGCCCUGCAGUUCAUCAAGCAGUGCUGGAAGAUGCAGGGACGUCCCCUCUUCCUGGUUCUCAUCCGAGAGGACAACAUCAAAGGGAGCCGUUUCAACCCAGUGCUGGACAUGCUGGCCUCCUUCAAGAAGGGCAACAUCGGAGGGGUCAAAGUUCACGUGGACAGACUGCAGACGCUGAUAUCAGGAGCCGUGGUGGAGCAGCUGGACUUCCUGAGGGUCAACGAGUCUGAGAUCCCAGAGUUCAAGAGCUUCGAGGAGCUGGAGCUGCCCAAGCACUCCAAGGUGAAGCGUCAGAUGAGCACGCCCAACGCCUCGGACCUGGAGCAGCAGCCUGAGAUAGACGUGCCCGAAUGGCAGAACAAGCCCACCUCUGAGGUCCUCAAGAAGUUCUAUGAGUGUGAUUGCCUUGCCAGUCAGGCUCAGCUGGCCAGUAUUCUCCUGAGCAAGGAGGGGCCUGACUUCUUUACCAAGGAUGAGAACCUGAGGGAUGAGCUGGAGAGGAUCUACAGAAGAGCAGGAAGCAGAAAGCUUUGGUCUGUUGUGCGCCUCACUGCCAGUGUCUUAACAAAGCUAGUGGACAGCUUGGCCCCAAGUAUUACUAGUGUGUUAGUGCAUGGCAAGCAGGUGACGCUGGGUCUGUUUGGCCACGAGGAGGAGGUGAUCUCCAACCCCCUGUCCCCGGGGGUGAUCAAGGGCAUCAUCUACAGCAGGUGCUGCCCCCCCGGUGGGGAGCGGGAGGCCGUGCUGCAGCAGGAGCUGGUCAUCCACAUCGGCUGGAUCAUCUCCAACAACCCCGAGCUCUUCAGCGGCAUGCUCAAGAUCCGGAUCGGUUGGAUCGUCCAAGCCAUGAAGCACGAGCUGGAGAUCCGAGCAGGGGACAUGCCCCCCCAGGACAUCUACCAGAUGUCCCCCAGCGACAUCAAACAGCUGCUGCUGGAUGUCCUGCAGCCGCAACAGACAAGGAGGUGCUGGCUGCACAGGCGUCAGAUCGACGGCUCUCUGAACAGGACCCCCCUGGGCUUCUACGACCGCGUGUGGCAGAUCCUGGAGAGGACUCCCAACGGCAUCCUGGUGGCCGGCCUUCACCUGCCUCAGCAGCCCACCCUGUCUGACAUGACCAUGUACGAGAUGAACUUCUCACUCCUGGUGGAGGACACUCUGAAGAACAUUGUGCUGCCCGAGUACAGGCAGAUCAUCGUCGAGCUUCUCAUGGUGGUGUCCAUCGUGCUGGAGAGGAACCCAGAGCUGGAGUUCCAGGAGGAGGUGGACCUGGACUCCCUGGUGAAGGAUGCCUUCAGCGAUUUUCAGAAGGACAGCAACCGCCUGGAUGCGAAGGAGAUACAGGCGGACAUGGAGACCUUCUACAAGACUCCGGCGGUGGGGAAGCGCGGCACAUCCAGCUACCUGACCAAGGCUGUCAUGAUCCAGCUGCUGCAGGGAGACGUCAAGCCCAGCAAGGAUGACCCCUGCUCCGUCAGCUAAACCCCACCCAGGACAGUGACCCCUGCUCCGUCAGCUAAACCCCACCCAGGACAGUGACCCCUGCUCCGUCAGAUAAACCCCACCCAGGACAGUGACUCCAGAACAACCACCUUGCGACCGUAGAAUGACCCCAGGACAAUAUCUGGACAACCUCUGAGCACAAAUCUCUUACCCCCUACUCUACCCAAAGUAGUCUAUCAUCCAUUGUCCAACAAUUAUUUUAGGGAACCAGCUGAUCAUAGAUCUGCGGCAACUUGACCUGGGAAAUAAUGCCUUGUCUUGAACUAGUCAAACUAGUCUAGUUAGCUUUGACUAAGAGUACAAUCAGCAGUAGCCCCUGUACUGUUGUACAUCUAAACAUUAGUGCUAAUGUGUCCUUUGAACUGGGCCCAGGGUCCUUGCAUGGAGAUUAUACAGCAUGACAAUAACAGCUAGCAAAGAUUGGUUUUGUGGGCAUUGUUAGAACCUUUUUGUUUGUGUCAAAAGUGUUUAUGAAAAAAUAAGAGGUGAUAGGCAUAAAAGUGUUAUCUACAAUUUCCUCAGACACGUUUUCAGAAUCAUGCAGUAAGUGAGCAGACUCGCAUCACACCUAUGUGUAACUGUGAAAAGUGAAAGCAUGGAGUUCCGAGUCCACCCUAUUUUUUCUUUUACCUUAUUUUGCUGUGAGUGUACAUUCAUACCUUUACUUCCCGUAAGCGUGCAUACAUUAGCAUCCAACUUCCUAAUGUAAUAAUAUAGGACUUACAUUGAAACUUCAGAAUGCUUAUGGUAGCAUUACCAGAUGACUUUGUGUUGCUUAUGUGUUUAUUGGAGGUUUAUCUGAGUGUGCCUGGCCCUCAUUACUCUUACUGUGAUGGCUGCCUUGACAGUGUGCACUAUCUAUCGUUUAGCAAGGUGUUCUAUUCUAUUUUGUAAACUUAGCACUUCAACAGAAAUAAAGUCGAGAGAUGAAAACUGUU
Molecule: messenger RNA, 4356 nt
Organism: Hypomesus transpacificus
Lineage: Eukaryota; Metazoa; Chordata; Actinopteri; Osmeriformes; Osmeridae
Gene: phkb
Product: phosphorylase kinase, beta
Exons: 32
Coding region: 140-3397 (1085 amino acids)
Biological process (GO): glycogen metabolic process
Cellular component (GO): phosphorylase kinase complex
Molecular function (GO): calmodulin binding
Source: RefSeq, a predicted model, not a curated record